AGAGUUAGGGUUUUUUCAACUUCUUCUGAGAGUGGCCCUAGGGUUCAAUGAUUUUGGAUGGCAAUUAGGUUUCCAUAUGGCGGCUAGGGUUUUAGAUUAUCAUCCGAACUCUCCUGCCGCCUUAGAGUAUAUAACUUCCAUUCCGGAUGAAGUCCAGGUUUAUUUUCAGAUUUAUACGUAAAAGUUUUGAACUUUGGUCAUUCCUUUUGCGGUCUCUUUGUAAAAUUCAGUAUCGGUUUUUGAUUUCUUAAUUUGCCUUUUAGGACCGAUAAAGUCAUCUGGGUAUUCUUGGUUUCUCUAUAAGAAUAGGUUUUUAUAGCCCUAAAACCUAUCCUGGUGUUCUUGAUUCUCUGAAUUUUCUUUGAUCAAAGUUCUUAUACAGGUUUUCUGAGCAAUACUGAUAGCAGCUAUUUUGCCCAAAGAGUCAUCAUUGAUUAUCUCUUGAAUAAAAACUGAAUUUAUUCCAGGCCUAGAAUUCACAGAUAUGAGUUUUCCUGAUUCCCGUGCUCUGGUUGCGCCACCAUUGCAUCCUUUUCCUGUUGGGGAUGAUGACAUUGGUUCCUGGUCUCAGUUCCCAAUGAACAAUGAAGAAUAUGAGGUGCAUUCACAUUUUGAAUACCCUCCUCACAAGAGGACUAGAAAUUCUGAAGGCCAGAUGCCAAAUUCAUCACCUCACCCAUCCAUGAAUCCAAGGAUACAUCCACCAAAUGCUCCAACCAGUAGAGGGACAAGCAAUAUUUUCUUCAAGACCCGGAUAUGUGCUAAAUUUAAACUGGGUCAAUGCCGGAAUGGUGAGAACUGCAACUUUGCCCAUGGUAUGGAAGAUAUGCGCCAACCUCCACCCAACUGGCAAGAACUUGUUAAUGUUGGUGGCCGUGAAGAAGAACGGGGGACAAAGAUUUGGGAUGAGGACCAGAGGAUAAUUCAUAAGAUGAAGCUGUGCAAGAAGUUCUAUAAUGGUGAAGAAUGUCCAUAUGGGGACAGGUGCAAUUUUCUUCAUGAAGAUCCAAAGAAGUUUAGGGAUGAUUCAGCGAGGCCUAGGGAGAGCUUUGCAAUAAGCAUUGGAACUACAGGCCCUCCAAUGGAGCAUGGAAGUGGUUCUAAUCUUGGUUCUAACCUCAGUUCUAAUCUCAGUUCUAUGAAUUCUGGUUUGGAUCCUUUCAGAGGAAAUGUGAAGCCUACAUAUUGGAAGACAAAGCUUUGCUGUAAGUGGGAAACCACUGGUCACUGCCCUUUCGGGGAGAAAUGUCACUUUGCUCAUGGGCAAGCUGAGCUACAGAUGACUAGUGGUGGUGGUGGUGGCUGGGCUGAAGCUGAAGUGGGGAACACAUGCUCCUUGCCUGCAAAGCUUCCCUCUGUUCCUGCUAAUGUCUCAACUCCUCCUGAGUUGGGUACUGGGGCUCCUAUCAAUCCAGAAAGACAGAACAAGAAGCUGUUACUGCAGUCAAAAGGAUUCAAGAAGAUCAAUCGAAUUUAUGCUGAUUGGAUUGAUGAUCUGCCAUCAUUGAACAACAAAGUGAAGGACUGAGUUCAAGUUAUGCCUGGAAUUUUGCACAUGAGCAUUCAAUAUUUGAUUAAGAAGUUCAAGUUCUGCUUCCAGAUCUUCACAUAUUUGACCAUGAAGGCGGUUCAGAUGCAUGGAGAACUGGAAGAUACAUUCUUCCCUGCUCCCCUUUAUCAUUUCAAUCAUUGGGUCAUUGGUGGGUGUUAAUUUGGUCACAUAGGUAUUUCAGUUUUAGAUCUCUUUCCUUGUAAGCCUUCAUUAAUUAAAGAUAUGGUAUAAUUUUUCAAUUUGGAUACAGUAUAGUUUCUAGCUGGAACAUCAAAAUAAGGAAGAAUUGUUGAUAAAAAAAAUGUGAUAAUCCAAUCCAUGCAAAAUUUGUUUCUUCAAA
Vitis riparia (riverbank grape) is the source of this 1892-nucleotide messenger RNA. RefSeq names its product zinc finger CCCH domain-containing protein 39-like. Gene Ontology annotation, molecular function: mRNA binding; metal ion binding. The record is from RefSeq and is a predicted model, not a curated record. The transcript is spliced from 3 exons. Bases 485 to 1528 code for a protein of 347 amino acids. Lineage: Eukaryota; Viridiplantae; Streptophyta; Magnoliopsida; Vitales; Vitaceae.